AUGUUACAACUUCUCAAUGACAGAGAGGUAGGGUUGGAUCCGCCAUGGCUGCUCCCCAGGGUGUAUGGCAGUCAGAGAUUUGUUGAUAUAGAGCUUAGUAGCAGAAGAGAGUUUGUCAAAGGACACAAAAAUGGAGUAACUUCUAUGGACAUUGAUAGACAGUCUGGAAGAUAUAUUCUGUCUGGCGGCUCUGAUACAACAGGAACCAUAUUGCUACAUGACACCCUCUGUCCCCCUGGCUCCACCCACCAAUAUCCCAUCGUCUCAAACACAUUCAGCCCAAUCUCAAACUCUGAACAAAACACCUCGUAUGCCAUUUGCUCCAUCCAGUGGUACCCUCACGACACGGGCAUGUUUGUGACGAGUUCUGCUGACAGGACUGUUAAAGUAUGGGACACGAAUGAGAUGUGUCCUGUGGAAAGUUUCAAGUUCACCAAGCCAGUGUACACACACGUUAUGGCUGCAGCACAGUCCCACUGUCUCAUCGCAGUUGGAGGCAAAGAGUGUGAGAUCACGCUAUGUGACAUCCACUCCGGCUCGUCCACGCACAUCCUCCGAUCUCAUAACCUCCCUGUGAUGUCCCUCGCCUGGUCUCCCCACAACGACUUCACUCUGGCCAGCGGGAGUCAAGACAACAGAGUGCUCUUGUGGGAUAUCCGUAAGGCCGCUGGUCCACUCAUGAGCUUAGACAUGCACAAUGGCAGUGGGAGCUCAAACAGUGCAUCAGUUGAAACUGCUCACAGUGGUCAUGUGAAUGGACUUUGCUUCAGCUCUGAUGGGCUCUACCUACUGUCAUUUGCAACAGACAAUAAGCUGAAACUAUGGGAUGCCUUCUAUGGGAAAAAUACACUGAUAAACUACGGUCAUUUGACCAACUAUGACACUCACACGAGUGUACAGUUUGCAGUAUCCUCCCACACAUCCACCCUCCACCCGGUUGUGUGUCUCCCUUCCAGUGGGAGCAUUCUGCUCAUAGAGAUGCUCACGGGCAAGAAAAUCAAGAGCUUGCAAGGACACUUUGGCACUGUCAACUGUGUAAUGACUCACCCUUUUGAGCAGGAGUUGUUUUCUGGUGGAGGUGAUGGGAACAUUUUGACCUGGGAACCCCCUCCUCCAAAAGUGACUGAGACCCGCUCAGCCAGUGGUAGAGGCCUAUCUGUGUAUCAAGACGAUUGGAGCAGUGAUGAGGAAAGAUAAUCAUUGCUUUUGUCGCUAUUACAUCAAAUCUGUUGUGAAUUGGGAGCCAUCUGUCACCUGGAGAACAUUUAUAAACUGAACUUAUUUUGUUGUGUUUUGAUUAGUAUUUUGUGCUGUAUUUAUUUCCAGACUGUGCAGUCAUAAACAAUUGAUUUCCUCCUC
Messenger RNA from Halichondria panicea, 1359 nucleotides. RefSeq names its product DNA excision repair protein ERCC-8-like. Lineage: Eukaryota; Metazoa; Porifera; Demospongiae; Suberitida; Halichondriidae. Bases 1 to 1197 code for a protein of 398 amino acids. Gene Ontology annotation, biological process: transcription-coupled nucleotide-excision repair; protein polyubiquitination; proteasome-mediated ubiquitin-dependent protein catabolic process. The record is from RefSeq and is a predicted model, not a curated record. Gene Ontology annotation, molecular function: protein binding. Gene Ontology annotation, cellular component: Cul4A-RING E3 ubiquitin ligase complex; nucleotide-excision repair complex. The transcript is spliced from 7 exons.